UGAACACAACAGCAACGGAGCGAUGAGAUGAGACAUGGUGCUGCUCAAAUUUUGCAGCAAAAGCUUCCGGAGGAAACCGUCAGCGCUGGCUCGCGACGCUAGGCAUGAUCAGGUGCCGCAACCAAGCGACGCACUUCCGCCGCAGUCUCCACCGCCACGCCCAGUCCCCGUCGCCUCCAAAACUCCGAAUCGAAAAAAGGACUAUGGACUCGAGGUUCUGUACGAUGGCAGGCUCUGCGCCGAUAAUCAGGAUGGAGCGGGGUUGGACAUAGUUGCGAUACAUGGCCUCAAUGGGAACGCUUAUUCGACUUGGCGGCACAAAAACGGCACAAUGUGGCUGAAGGACCUUCUCCCGAGCGACCUUCCUGGUGCGCGCAUUUUUACGUAUGCAUACCCAGCGGAGGUUUUGUUUAGCAAAUCUGUGGGGGACAUUAUCGAUUAUUCGCGCAGCCUCCUAGCUGAGUUACAGGGUCAAUUGACCACCACUUCAGAGGUUAAUAUGCUGCGUCCAAUCAUUUUCGUCUGUCAUAGUCUAGGAGGCCUUGUUUGCAAGCAGGCUCUCCUUCUAGCCAAAGAGCCAAAGAGUCAAUAUGGGGAUAUCUUGGCUGCUACCACUGCUGUCAUAUUCCUGGGAACGCCGCACCGAGGCUCAAGAAUAGCAGAUACUGGUAAGGCCGUGGGUGACUUUGCUAAUGCACUUUUGCGUGUAGCGCAAGUCACAAGCCUGACUGGGGCUAUUCGUAGUGAUCUUGUGAGUGCGUUAAGCGCAGAUUCCGACAGUUUGCAAGCACUCGCUACGUCUUUCCACGACCAGCUUGACCAUUUAGAUAUUGUCACUUUUUACGAACGAAAGAUUGCUUUCCCUCUGUCUAGCUUGGUCGUAGAUCGCGAAUCCGCCAUAAUGGGGAUACCGGGCGAACAAGUCAUUCCACUGAAUGCGGACCAUAGGAGCAUGUGCCGGUUCGAGGCGAAGAACACAGAGUAUCUCACUGUUCUCAAUCAGAUUCGGCGGUUAUCUCGAGGAAUAAAGCCGAGUAGAGACUCAGCUAAUAAGUCUCUUAGAUCGACCGAGACGCGUUGCAUGACCCUGCUCUACUCCACCAACCUAGAAGACUACAAAGCUCAAUUGCCGAGGCCCGUACAAGGAACAUGUAGCUGGAUUCUCCGCGAUCAACGGUAUAUUUCCUGGAUAGAAUCAGAAGACACUGGCCUACUCUGGGUUACUGCGCUUGAUUCAGCGGCUCAAUCGUUCUCUCAGGUCUUCUAUUUCUUCUGCGACGAUAAGAUCACAACACAGAGAAAUGCCAGACAGAUACUCAGAAGCAUCCUUCACCAGAUCCUCCAGCAACACCGAAGCCUCAUCAAGUAUGCAAAGUCAAGGUGGGAAGCUACUGGUCAUAACCUGGUGGAGUCUUUCGCUGCGCUAUGGGGAAUUUUCUUGAAAAUUAUAUCAGAAUCAAGAUUGGGUCCCGUUGGCAUCAUCGUGGACGCGAUUGAUGAGUGUGAAGCCGAUAGUCGACGAACUUUCCUGCAGUCAAUUAUGCACUUAGUGCAGGAAUCGGGAACUGCGCCCCAUCGUCCACGAAACCUAGUCAAGUUUCUCAUAACUAGUCGCCCUUCUCCUCAAGAUUUUAGUAUUCUCGAGGAACCUGACAAGAGCAUAUUGCCAAUUGACGAAAAUCAGGCCAGGAUCAGCCAAGACAUUAGACUGGUCAUUAGCCACAGAUUUGGACGACUUGCCAAAAAGGUCGGCUUCUCCAAAGAAACAAUAACUGAGCUAGAGACCUUACUCCUUUGCAAAGCUGAGAAGUCGUUUCUUUGGCUGAACAUAGUGCUCCAGUCCCUGGAGGAUAGUCAAUCAACAUCCAAGAAGGACUUCAAGCAGAUCAUCAACAACUUCCCUCGGAAGUUGGAAGCAACAUACGCCAGAUUCUUGCAUCGAAUCCUCCCUGACAGCCGAGAUAUUGCGCGAAACAUACUGCGCAUUCUCAUCGGAAGCUCUAGAUCUCUGACUUUGCAAGAGAUGAACAUAGCAUACACAAUCAACCAAGGAGAAUACAGAACUGUAGAAAAGCUCACGGAAGAUCGUCAAAAUGCGAUUGAGCGCAUGCUGCACGGGAUAGUAGGGCCUUUUGUCCGCUUUGAGGCAUCUAGAGUUUCUUUUAUCCACCAAUCAGUAAAAGACUUUUUAGCUGGCUUUGCACUCUCUUCGACAGAUGAUAUGGUCCAGAGUUUUGGUAUCUCUCCUCCCGUUGCGGCGCUAGGUAUAGCCUCGACCUGCAUUCGAUACUUGCUAUUGGAAGAUUUCGCGACGGACAUCUUCCUACCUAUAAUGACUGAUAAUUCUCUCUCUGAUCACAAAAAGGAUGACGAUGAGGCCUCGAACUCGUCAUCACUGGACUUCUUAGCCGACGGACCGCUUCCAGAUUACGAAGAAGACCUGCGGAAAGAGAACUGCACAUUCAUCACUAAGCGCUUCGAACUCUUCGACUACGCUGCUACACAUUGGGCAGAACAUUUUGCACUGUGCGAAAGUAUUGCUCCGGAAUCUCUUUGGGAGGCCGUUCGUGCUCUGACACAGGGUGGUAGCCAUGUUUUGAAGAACUGGUUGAAGUAUUUCUGGAUCAAGACGGAAAUGGAAUUUGCAUUGCCGGAUGACUUCGACGCCAUCAUGGUUGCCGCGUUCUUCGAUUGCGCUCUCCUCCUUGACGAAUCUAUGCGCCUAGAUGUUUCAGUCGACCAGACCAGAAAAGACCGUGCUUUAUUCUGGGCUGCAAGGAUGGGCUGUUCGAACUCUGUAGAGGUGCUGCUCAUACGUGGUGCGGAUCCUAACUCCCGCCGGCUUUAUCAACAUACUCCCUUGACUAUAGCUGCGCAUCAUGGCCAUCUACGGGCAGUGAAAGUCCUGUUGGCCGAUGCCCGUACUAACGUCAAUACCGAAGGGAAAUCCGGACGGACGGCUUUGUCUUUUGCAGCUGGAAAUAGCCACUUGGAAACCUUCGAAGUGUUGUUUAGUUGCAAAGAUUGCCGACCCGAUCACCAAGAUGAGAAUCACUGGACCCCACUCUUUUGGGCUAUUGAAAGGGACCAUACCGACAUUGCGCGUCUGCUGCUUCGCCACCCAGCUGUGAAUAUCAACCAUGUUGACCGUAAUGGCCGCUCAAUACUAUCAUGGGCUGCUGGCGAAGGAUUUUUAGGAGCUUUCCGAAUGUUCUUGGGGCAUCCGGAAGUAGAUGUAAACCUCAAAGACGCAAAUGGUCGAUCACCCUUACUAUGGGCUGCCAACAACGGCCAAGAAGAGAUUAUUGACGCUUUUAUGCGGGACGAGCACAGCGUCGACAGAAUGAGCAAAGACAACGACCGCAGGAACGCUCUUUCUUUAGCCUGUAUGGGAGGACAUACAGACACUGUUAAAGCUUUAAUAAAAUACGGAUGUGGAGACGAGGGCGAAGAAGACGUGGACGGGUGGACGGCUCUCCCAUGGGCUCUAGAACGCCGAUCACCGUUAACAGUAGAAGCUGUUCUAGCAGGGCGAGGAGUACAGGUUGAUCGCAGGGAUCGCACCGGUCGAACUGCACUGCUUUGGGCCGCAAGUUACGGUUAUGCUGAUGUGGUACAGAUGCUGAUGGAUCAAGGCGCGGAUCCUCAUAUCCGGGACGAGAGUGACCGGGAAGCUCUUGACUAUGCGCAAAUGUUCAAUCACAUCGAGGUGCGCAUCGACAAGGAGUGGAAUAUCUACUUCGAAGAUUGGGUCGAAGGCCAGAAAGAAAAGAUGUUGCGUGGUUUGGACCAGUUUGAGGUUGCUGCGAAAGAAUGCCUCCUUCCGGUGCCUGGGGCCGGCCCAACGUCAGCGGAUGAAGUCGCCGUUGCUGCUGCGACCGCUAUGACAAGCCAGAUAGUGUAUUUGUGGAUCGGUUGGAAGCAGGAUAGACCAAAGCUAGAAGAAUGA
This is a messenger RNA of Cucurbitaria berberidis CBS 394.84, 3949 nucleotides long. RefSeq lists its product as uncharacterized. The transcript has 8 exons. The coding region runs from base 35 to 3949 and encodes 1304 amino acids. The record is from RefSeq and is a predicted model, not a curated record. NCBI's taxonomy places the organism in Eukaryota, Fungi, Ascomycota, Dothideomycetes, Pleosporales, Cucurbitariaceae. Gene Ontology annotation, molecular function: protein binding.